Molecule: messenger RNA, 1950 nt
Organism: Leptonychotes weddellii (Weddell seal)
Lineage: Eukaryota; Metazoa; Chordata; Mammalia; Carnivora; Phocidae
Source: RefSeq, a predicted model, not a curated record
UUGAAUUGAGUUUUACUAACUUGAGUUUGCAUUGCUGGGGUAAAUGUAAACAAAAAUUUUUAUGUGUGUUCUUCAGAUGUGUUGGCAAGCCAAGAACAACAGAUGAAUGAGAUAGUUACAAUUGAUCAGCCUGUGCAAAUUAUUCCAGCAUCAGUGCAGUCUGCUACACCAACUACCAUUAAAGUUAUAAAUAGUAGUGCAAAGGCAGCUAAAGUACAAAGAGCUCCAAGGAUUUCAGGAGAAGAUAGAAGUUCACCUGGGAACAGAACAGGAAACAAUGGUCAAAUCCAACUGUGGCAGUUUUUGCUAGAACUUCUGACUGACAAGGAUGCUCGAGACUGCAUUUCUUGGGUCGGUGAUGAAGGCGAGUUUAAGCUAAAUCAGCCUGAACUAGUUGCACAAAAAUGGGGACAACGUAAAAAUAAGCCUACAAUGAACUAUGAGAAACUCAGUCGUGCAUUAAGGUAUUAUUAUGAUGGGGACAUGAUUUGUAAAGUUCAAGGCAAGAGAUUUGUGUACAAGUUUGUCUGUGACUUGAAGACACUUAUUGGAUACAGUGCAGCAGAGUUGAACCGUUUGGUCACAGAAUGUGAACAGAAGAAACUUGCAAAGAUGCAGCUCCAUGGGAUUGCCCAGCCGGUCACAGCAGUAGCCCUGGCCACUGCUUCCCUGCAGACGGAAAAGGAGAAUUGAGCCCAGGAUCUUCUGGGAGCCCGAGGUCUUUCUUAAAUAUUAGAGCAAGUAUUGCUCUUCCUUUAUUACUGAAUUUGAAUCUUCUUUUAUUUCUAGACUGUACAAUCUGACGCAUGAUUUUUUUAUAAAUAUUUCAUACUCUUGUGAAUUUGGAUCUUUUUACUUUGAGCAUAUAUUUUAGAAUACGUGUAUGUUAAGGAUCACCACAAUGUCUUCAGCACGAAGUCAGGUUCAUUGUGGGAUAGUUUGUUAACAGUCAGGAAAGCUAAACUGGUCAGUAUUAAUGUCUAGCCCUACCAAAAAUAGCCAGUAGCAUCUGAGGAUGAAAAAUAAAUGAAGUAUCUCCAGGAAACAGUCUGGCUUAACUAUUUUUGAAAAUAUAACUGUUUCCCUUCUCUGCUGCUUUAGAUGUUGCUUUACAUAGAACCAGAAAAUGGAAUUUUUCAUAGCUAAAGCAUGUGUGCCUGUUUCAUCUAAUCAAGCAGAGCUAAAAUAUUCAUAUCGAAUAAAAUUAUAAUAUUAAUAAAUUACUAAACUGAGAGUAUCAAGUUAUUAAAAUAAUUUAUAUAUUUGCAAGCAAGGACAAUAAGAAGUCGACUGGCAGAAGAGCAUUGCUGCAGAAGGAGAUCCAGGUUGAAAUCUGGCUUAACUCAAGCUAAUUUUAAGGAUUUUCUGUAUAGAUUAUUCAUAAUGUCAGGCCAAGAAUUUAAAUUAUUUUAAGAGAGGCAUUUAAUUCUAAUAAACCAACUAUUAAAAAAAUUCUGAAAUGAUCUCUCUUUUUCCUGUCAGAGAUUUAAAAAACUGAAAAAGUAUAUACCUCAGCCAGAAAAUAAAAGUUUGGUUUAGUUUGGUUUGGUAUGGCUUGCUUCCUUUCUUUUUUAAAAUUGUCCUAUAUUGCCAGUGUAUUGUGCAAAAGCAUAAUAGUCAUUGUGUUUCUGAUGAAAUGAAGACUUUAAAUCAGUAAACAGUACUUUACCUUUCAAGACAAGAGCAAAUUACUUGCCAGUAGUUUUAAAAAGAAAUUCUCCAGUAUAGGCAGUCUUCUCUCAAAACAAAAUUUCCCAUUUACUUAAUUUCUUCCUUUUGAAUAUUAUAUAUGUGUGAGUAUAAAUAUCUUUGUACAUGUCCAGUUGACCACUAUACACAUAUAUAUGAAGAUAUAAUGGUAGUCAAAAGGAAAGAUGUAUUAAAACAUAAUAACUCAUUUAAAAAAUGUUUUAAUUAUAUGAUUCUCAUAUAUGAAACUCUUAUCACCAG